UUUGUUUUUUUAAAUUCUCAUCGAUAUUUCGACAUUCACCCAUACCGGCGCCUUGAGUACAAUUCAAUUUGCGGUCUGAAGCAGCUUUAUGCAAAUACGAAUUGUGUGGGAAGACGUUCUGUCCAAAUUCUAGCUAGAUUUCUCCUUCUUAAGUUAUGGCAACUCUAUUAUCCCUUGAAAAUAACAAGGCCUGCAACCGUUACAUUUCAGGAUGAGUAACGAAUUUCUGGCUGGCUACCAUAUUCCCACAAUUCAACAAGGCGUGCAACCACCCGCUUCACUACUUCCAACUUCCACUGAGGAGCAGCAACAGCAAGAUGUGGAUACUUGCAGUGAAUAUCAAAAUAUUAAUCGAUAUAUUCCUCCAGGCUUACAGGGAACAAAUUAUAUACCACCAUUGCCUGCGAAACCGCCGCUGAAACGUAAGUACAGUGCAGGUCCUGGGAAUACUGAAGCAGCCACCGAUGGACUGUUAGUAAUAUUUCAAGGCCGCGAUGGAAGCUAUCCAGAUGAGUUAAACAAGCUGAUACAUCCCCUGCAUUGCACAUUAUGUGAUGUGCAAAUGAAUUCGUCAAAAAGCGCCAAGGAUCACUAUGAAUCUAAGCAGCAUGAUCGCCAUAUAACCAAUUGGUUGAAUACGAAUUAUGUAGAGAAAGGGCUUACACCACCGACAGUUAAGAGAUUCAUUAAGGAUGGACAAAGCGGCCCAGAGGCUUUCCACUGCGAAAUCUGUGAUUUGAAAUUUGGUUCAUUGGCACAUGCCAGCCAACAUUACUCAGGCCGCAAGCAUAAAUUGGUAGCUAGCAAGGUUUCGCAACCUUCAGGAUCUGGUUAUUACAAUGCUGAAAAUAAAUGGGUGCGCACUGGCACCAAAUAUGUACCAAAAACCAAUGACGAGCGUUUUGGUAUCGGUGAAUUGUUCAAAUUACAAACAACUGAAAGUACGCCUGAUAGUGGCACCACACCUGAUACUACAACGCCCACAACUGCUAGCGGCAUGAUUGCGGUUAAUUCGUCUGACAUUAAAGCCACUUCCACUGGAGGAACUACCAGCGAAGUUGAACCGAAAUCGUUGUACUGUGAUUUAUGUAAAGUGAACGCCACCUCGAAGGGGCAGAUGACAAUGCAUUUGCAAGGAGUAAAACACAAAAAAAAGAUGAAAGCUUUGAGCUUGGAACAUUUUGUUACACAGACAAUACCUUUACCCAAUGUGCCGGCAACAACUAACACCGAAGAUACAAUAUUAGAAAGUCUGAAGCAAAGCAACCCGAGCACUGACUUAUCUAUGUAUCGGACGCCAAGUGGAUCUUAUUAUUGCGAAUGCUGUAACAUAUCCAUGUGUCAUAUUGCGGCGUUACAACAACAUUUGACCGGCAAAAGGCAUUUGAAAAAAGUGAGCGAAGUCAAAGAGCGGGCAAAGCAUGAAGCCAAAAGUAAGAUGGAAUCUAAGAAAUAAGUUGGUAAAGUCCAUUGAUUUUGAUUGCACCUGAAAAAGCUCGAAUCCUAUGCACAUUGCCAAUUGUUCCCAGACGUCAAAUUCGUCUUCAUAAUACAAAUAUUCUAUUCGGAAAUCCAUCACAGCAGCCAUCAUUGAUGCGCAGGGAAAAGUAAGCAGCGCAUCGGAUGAAAAAUUUAAGAAAUGUUUGGGAACUGGGAAUGGUUAGGAAGUGAUGAUUAUAUCGUAUAUAGUAGAAUCGUUUGACAUUAAUAAUAUACGAAAUAUU
Molecule: messenger RNA, 1724 nt
Organism: Anastrepha obliqua
Lineage: Eukaryota; Metazoa; Arthropoda; Insecta; Diptera; Tephritidae
Product: zinc finger matrin-type protein 3-like
Exons: 2
Coding region: 212-1456 (414 amino acids)
Molecular function (GO): zinc ion binding; nucleic acid binding
Source: RefSeq, a predicted model, not a curated record